Argentina anserina (silverweed cinquefoil) is the source of this 1411-nucleotide messenger RNA. Its product is annotated as ATP-dependent Clp protease proteolytic subunit-related protein 3, chloroplastic. Bases 72 to 1037 code for a protein of 321 amino acids. Gene Ontology annotation, biological process: protein quality control for misfolded or incompletely synthesized proteins. The record is from RefSeq and is a predicted model, not a curated record. The transcript has 10 exons. Gene Ontology annotation, molecular function: serine-type endopeptidase activity; ATPase binding; ATP-dependent peptidase activity. NCBI's taxonomy places the organism in Eukaryota, Viridiplantae, Streptophyta, Magnoliopsida, Rosales, Rosaceae. Gene Ontology annotation, cellular component: endopeptidase Clp complex.
ACCAAAACCAAAACCACUUGUUCUCCCAUUUCCUAAAACUCAGAGAGCUCCAAAGCUCUGAAGCUCCAAAAAUGGCGAGCAGUUUGCAGAUACCAAUCUGCAUACCCACCUGUUCUUCCUCCUCACGAAAGUCUCGAACUUUCACCACCCUUUGCUCCAUGAACGCCAGAGCCAAAGCCAAAAUCCCAAUCCCUCCUAUAAACCCUAAAGACCCCUUCCUCUCCCGCCUCGCUUCCGUCGCUCUCAAUUCGACGGAGACCCUGCUCAACCGCCCCGCCAACAGCUCCGACUCUCUUCCCUACUUGGACAUUUUCGACGAGCCCAAGCUCAUGGCUACCCCUGCACAGGUGGAAAGAUCAGUUUCUUACAAUGAGCAUAGACCAAAGAAGCCGCCUCCGGAUUUGCCCUCAUUGCUACUUCACGGCAGAAUAGUGUAUAUUGGCAUGCCUCUUGUACCAGCGGUCACAGAGCUUAUUGUUGCGGAACUGAUGUAUCUGCAAUGGAUGGAUCCUAAACAACCGAUCUACAUUUAUAUUAAUUCAACUGGAACAACACGUGAUGAUGGUGAAACGGUUGGCAUGGAGUCGGAAGGUUUUGCCAUCUAUGAUGCGAUGAUGCAAUUGAAAAAUGAGAUACAUACUGUUGCUGUUGGGGCUGCUAUAGGUCAAGCUUGUCUAUUGCUUGCAGCAGGAACUAAGGGAAACCGGUUCAUGAUGCCGCAUGCCAAAGCGAUGAUCCAGCAGCCUCGUGUACCAUCAUCUGGACUGAUGCCUGCUAGUGAUGUUCUUAUUCGUGCAAAAGAGGUAAUCACAAAUAGGGACACUCUUGUAAAACUUCUGUCCAAGCACACAGGAAAUUCCGUGGAGGCUGUAUCCAAUCUGAUGAAAAGACCGUAUUAUAUGGAUUCUACAACGGCUAAAGAAUUCGGUGUGAUUGACAAGAUCUUGUGGCGUGGUCAAGAAAAGAUAAUGGCAGAUGUAGCAUCGCCUGAGGAUUGGGACAAGAAUGCCGGUGUCAAAGUUGUGGAUGAAUUUUAGUCUAUAUGAACAUGGAUGCUAUGUUGUCAUUAUAGGAAGCUAUAAAAGCUAUUACAUGAUUGGUCACUUGAUGGGGCAAUUGGUUGAAACAUUGAAGCGUCACAAUGAGUAAAACAAUCUCAAAAUUCAGACGUUGCCUAAAUAUGAGGAAAGUUUGGACGAAAGAGACUAAAACAGCGUGGUGAUGCCAAAAUUAAAAGGACUCUCGAGCAAUCCAGAGGGUGUGCUAACUCAUUUGAAACUUACACACUGCUCAUGUUGUUUUGUUGAUGAUGUACACAACUAUCGCUAAGCUUUUCCUUAUUGGAUAAUGUUUCAUGCCAAGAACAGAGCAGUAUUUCCUCAAUAAAAUUAAAAGUUUGCUUGAUCUCUAA